This is a messenger RNA of Etheostoma spectabile (orangethroat darter), 2087 nucleotides long. RefSeq names its product LARGE xylosyl- and glucuronyltransferase 2 (gene large2). The record is from RefSeq and is a predicted model, not a curated record. Gene Ontology annotation, molecular function: glucuronosyltransferase activity; xylosyltransferase activity. Lineage: Eukaryota; Metazoa; Chordata; Actinopteri; Perciformes; Percidae. Gene Ontology annotation, biological process: protein O-linked glycosylation via mannose. The annotation marks the transcript as partial. Gene Ontology annotation, cellular component: Golgi apparatus. The transcript is spliced from 11 exons.
UCUGCGUUCUUGUCUGUCGUUCCAGUCCGAGGUGUCGUGGAUACCCAACAAGCACUACUCAGGGAUUUACGGCUUGAUGAAGCUGACGCUAACCAAAGCUCUGCCCCCGGACCUGUCCAAGGUCAUCGUCCUGGACACGGACAUCACCUUCGCCACCGACAUCGCCGAGCUCUGGGGCAUCUUCAGGAAGUUCACCGAUAAGCAGGUGAUCGGCCUGGUGGAGAACCAGAGCGACUGGUACCUGGGGAACCUGUGGAAGAACCACAAGCCCUGGCCCGCGCUGGGGCGGGGCUUCAACACAGGCGUCAUCCUCCUCUACCUGGAGCGGCUGCGGCGGAUCGGUUGGGAGCAGAUGUGGCGGCUGACGGCGGAGAGAGAGCUAAUGAGCAUGCUCAGUACAUCGCUGGCAGACCAGGACAUCUUCAACGCCUUCAUCAAGCAGGACCCGGUGCUGGUGCACCAGCUGCCCUGCUUCUGGAACGUCCAGCUGUCGGACCACACUCGCUCCGAGCAAGUGCUAACGAGGUGUCUGCUCAAGGUGAUCCACUGGAACUCUCCGAAGAAGCUGCGGGUGAAGAACAAGCACGUGGAGUUCUUCCGGAACCUGUACCUGACGUUCCUGGAGUACGACGGGAACCUGCUGAGACGAGAGCUGUUCGGCUGCCCCAGUCAGGCCAGUCCAGAGAGUGUCCAGCUGCAGGCGGGCCUGGAGGAGCUGGACGAGGACGACCAGUGCUACGACUUCCGCCGGGAGCGUCUCACCGUCCACAGGGUGCACCUGUACUUCCUGCAGUACGAGGACACGUCCUCAGGGGACGACACCGACAUCACGCUAGUGGCCCAGCUCUCCAUGGACAGGCUGCAGAUGCUGGAGGCCAUCUGCAAGCACUGGGAGGGCCCCAUCAGCCUGGCGCUCUACAUGUCGGACGCCGAGGCCCAGCAGUUCCUCCGCUACGCCCAGGCCUCCGAGGUCCUCAAGAACCGCAAGAACGUGGGCUACCACAUCGUGUACAAGGAGGGCCAGUUCUACCCCGUCAACCUGGUCCGCAACGUGGCGCUGAAGAACGCCAACACGCCGUACGUCUUCCUGACCGACGUGGACUUCCUGCCGAUGUACGGCCUCUACGAAUACCUCAGGAGGUCCGUGGUCCAGCUGGACAUGGCCCACACUAAGAAGGCUCUGUUGGUCCCGGCGUUCGAGACCCUUCGGUACCGUCUGUCCUUCCCCAAAUCCAAAGCUGAGCUGCUCUCCAUGCUGGACAUGGGGACUCUUUACACCUUCAGGUAUCAUGUGUGGCCCAAAGGUCACGCUCCGACCAACUACGCCAAAUGGCGAACGGCCACCACGCCGUUUAAGGUGGAGUGGGAGCCGGACUUCGAGCCGUACGUGGUGGUGAGGCGGGACUGUCCCGAGUACGAUCAGCGCUUCGUCGGCUUCGGCUGGAACAAGGUGUCUCACAUCCUGGAGCUGGACGCACAGGAGUACGACAUGAUGGUCCUCCCCAACGCCUUCAUGAUCCACAUGCCCCACGCUCCCAGCUUCGACAUCUCCAAGUUCCGCUCCAGCUCCAGCUACCGCAACUGUCUGAACACGCUGAAGGACGAGUUCCACCAGGACCUGUCCAGGAAGUACGGCUCGGCUGCUCUCAAGUACCUCACGGCUCAGAGGACCAUCUAAAAGAGCAGAACCACGGGGAGCCAGCGAGUUCCUCGGCCCCCGGACGAGGUCCCAGAGUCCGGACGGACUCGUACUGACGCUGCGCUGCGCCGCCGGGUAGCAAACAAUAACGGUAAAGCUUUACAGCCCUUUGGAACAAUCUUGGGCUCCUGUGCAUUGAAGGGUAACUUGGUUUCUUUCCAAUCUGGACCCUGUUGUCUGAUGUUAUUGGGGCUAAGUGGUUGGCGUGAACAACAAUCUUUGAAAGUGGUCCAGUGUUGAACGAAAACGCUGUGAUCAGCAGCCUUGGACCUGGCUGAAAUGUAACGCCAAAGGAUUUUUUGAAGAGUAAAAUCCUCUUUGUUUAACCAGAGACGGCGCCGGGAUUGCCAAUUGCCAAACCCACCAGACUCCAUGUAAAUAAUCACUA